Messenger RNA from Cimex lectularius (bed bug), 1784 nucleotides. It is a transcript of the gene P58IPK, whose product is annotated as dnaJ homolog subfamily C member 3. Gene Ontology annotation, biological process: protein folding in endoplasmic reticulum. The record is from RefSeq and is a predicted model, not a curated record. The transcript is spliced from 11 exons. Gene Ontology annotation, cellular component: endoplasmic reticulum. Bases 264 to 1739 code for a protein of 491 amino acids. Gene Ontology annotation, molecular function: misfolded protein binding; protein-folding chaperone binding. Lineage: Eukaryota; Metazoa; Arthropoda; Insecta; Hemiptera; Cimicidae.
UUGGUGUCGAUUAGGAGGGGACGUGAGAUUAACCAGAUGACGUCGACAAAUGGAGCGGACGUGAGAUCGAGGACGUCUGGGGGCCGCCGGUCCCGCCACCCCCUCCAGGCCCUGACCAAUCGGAGUAGACCACGAAUUUUCAUUCCGGUUUUCGACACUCUUCUGAGAUAAUGCUCCACAGUUGUUUUAAAGGAGCCGAACACGGGAAAACGAGACCCUCCAGCGAAAAUUCCAAAAUAAUCAGUUGAUCCGGGCUCGCUGACAUGGAAUACUGGCAGGCCUCUACCUCCAAGCUCAACUCGGCGUGGAUUGUCCUGUUCGCCGUAGAUUUAUUCCUAGGAGGGACAAAAGGUACAAGUCAGGAGGAGGUGAGGCAGCAUUUAGCCCUGGGUGGAGACUUGCUUGCCCGAGGACAGCUUCAAGACGCUCUCUCUCAUUUUCAUGCCGCCGUUGAGGGCGACCCUAGAAAUUAUCUAACCUACUUCAAGAGGGGCACAGUAUACCUGGCCCUUGGAAAAGCAAAGUUCGCAAUCUCGGAUUUCAACCGGGUGCUCGAACUUAAACCAGAUUUCACCGGGGCCCGUCAUCAAAGGGCGAUGGUGUAUUUCAAAGAAGGCAGUCUCGACGAGGCAAAAGAAGACUUUUUGUACAUAUAUCAGCAAGAGAACAAUGGAGAUGCUUACAACAAUUAUGUAAGGACACAAAACAUCCAGACAGACAUUGCUCAUGCCCAAGCUUACAUGAAUUCUGAGGAUUACGGCACAGCCGUUGACCUUUUAUCAAAAAUUAUUGAGGUGUGCCCUUGGUCGUCAUAUCUCAGGGAAUUAAGAUCUCAAUGUUACGUAGCCCUGAACGACCCCUUGGCAGCUAUUUUGGAUCUCAGAUCGACUACGAAACUCAUCCCCGAUAACACAGAGGGUUUUUUCAAACUUGCAAUCUUACACUACCAACUCGGUCAAGCUGCCGAAAGCUUGAAGGAAUCAAGAGACUGCCUUAAACUAGAUCCUGAACACAAAGACUGUUUCCCUCAUUAUAAGAAAGUCAAAAAGAUAGACAAGUUCUUCACAGAUGCACAGAAUGCGUUUGAACGUGAGGAUUUUGAGACCUGCAUUACUAAUGCUAACAAAGUAUUAAAAACUGAAGAAAAAGUGCCUAUGAUUCGUUUCACUGCGUACUCAAAGCUUGCCGGCUGCUAUCUGAAAAACAACCAGCCCUCUGAGAGCAUCAGCGCCUGUUCAAGCGCACUGGAUAUUUCAAGAGAUCCGGAGGUUUUGUGUGACAGAGCCGAAGCUUACAUCGCAAUGGACAUGUUCGACGAAGCCAUGCGAGACUAUCACGAGGUGCUCGAUCGCCACGAAGGCUACCCGAGGGCCAAAGAGGGCAUCCAGAAAGCUCAGAAGCUGCAGAAGCAGUCGGAAAAACGCGAUUAUUACAAGAUUCUUGGUGUGAAGAGGACGGCAACUAAAAAGGAAAUCACCAAGGCUUAUAGGAAAGCGGCGCAACAAUGGCAUCCUGAUAAUUUCCCAGAGGGUCCUGAGAAAAAGAAGGCAGAGAAAAAAUUCAUCGACAUUGCUGCUGCCAAAGAAGUCCUCACGAAUGAAGAAAAACGGUCGAAAUUCGACAACGGCGAGGAUCCAUUGGACCCCGAGUCCGGGAAUCACGAUGGCUUCAAUCCGUUCCAACAGUUCCAUCAGUUUCACGGCGGGACGCCGUUCACCUUCAGGUUCCACUUCAAUUAAUGAAACGAAUUUGUGAAAUUGAUACUGCCUUAUUUUUUCGUUUGU